Rhizopus microsporus ATCC 52813 is the source of this 249-nucleotide messenger RNA. RefSeq lists its product as uncharacterized. Gene Ontology annotation, cellular component: mitochondrial inner membrane. The record is from RefSeq and is a predicted model, not a curated record. Lineage: Eukaryota; Fungi; Mucoromycota; Mucoromycetes; Mucorales; Rhizopodaceae. Gene Ontology annotation, biological process: protein insertion into mitochondrial inner membrane. Bases 1 to 249 code for a protein of 82 amino acids. The transcript has 2 exons.
AUGAGUUGGAGUGGUAGCUUCUCUCAGAAUUAUGUAGAUCCUCAACACUUGAUUGAGGCUGAACAACAAAUUGAAGCAUGUCAUGAUAAAUGUAUUCCCACAAAGUACCAUGAACCCGAUUUGAAUAAAGGUGAACAGAAAUGCAUAGAUCGCUGUGUUGGAAAAUACAUGUCAAUACAAACAUUACUUGGUGAAAAAUUAAGACAUUUAGCACCUGGAAGUGAUCCUCAAAAUGACAGCUUUCAAUAG